Molecule: messenger RNA, 570 nt
Organism: Danaus chrysippus (African queen)
Lineage: Eukaryota; Metazoa; Arthropoda; Insecta; Lepidoptera; Nymphalidae
Source: the annotation of a GenBank genome assembly
AUGUUUUUUGUUGUAUGCGUUACGUCUGUUCUAAGUAACAUUAAUAUACGUCGCGGAGGUUGGCUGGAUCGUGUUGUUGAAUAUUACAAGAACAGAUUCUAUGACGAUCUUAUAAAGACGCCGCCCGUCAAAAUUAAAGCCAGGAUCGAACGCCCUCCUCCCGGGUACAUAGACUCAAGUGAAUGGGACUAUAAUUCAGUGAUACGUCUCUUAAGUCUGUUACGAGACAGCGAAGAAUCAAUCGAAGUUAGACGAGUAAUAUCUCGCACUUUGAGAUCCAGUCGAAGAUUUAUGUCGAUAUCUGAAAGCUUAAAAGCAUUCCCGAGCUUAGCAAAGUAUCAACCGAACGACUUUUAUUAUUCAAUGGAUUCUGGUGAAUAUUACGCCGACGUGCCUGGCGGGAACGCGAAGCCAUUGUACGAUGAUGACGUCAUCGUAGUUAGCAAUCCGGUCGAGGCCAGACUGCCAAGCGCUAGGAUCACUACUUCCGAAGCUGCUACUGCCGCGGAAGUCACUGGCGGGACUGGCGGAAACACGACUGGCGGCGCCACUGGCGCUGCAACCAAAUAA